UGCGCGGCUGAGGAGGAGGGGAAGGGGGCACGGCCGGUCUCAAGCCACCCGAGAGCGGCAUCGAGGAGUGACGGCAGCCGCUGCACCCAACUCUGCAUGUAAAAGCUGCGGUUUGAUCCUCCUCUGCUGCUCCCGAGGGAUUGCCAGUGGUCUCAGCCCAGUGGGUACCUCCAGAGCCCUCGGUGUGAAUACACUGCUGUACUUUUCCCAAGCCCAUUGACUCUCCCUCCGUCGGAUCAUCAUCCCCGCUGCCAUGCCCGUGACACAGGUCAUGGAAGGAAUAAAGCCCCCGAUCCAUGAGCAGAUCUCGGAGCUGCAGAACAAGAUCCAACUUCUCGAAGGUGACCGGAAAGCUUUCUAUGAGAACUCCCAAUGGAACAUUAAGAAGAACAAGGAGUCAAUUUUGCGGCUGAGACAAGAGAAUAAGAAAUUGCACCAGAAGUUGGCAGAUGUUCUUGCGGGAGAGGAGAAAAUAAUCAAGGCUGCUUUCCAAGAACAUCCAGCUGAGCAAGGAUCUGUGAAAAAUAAAACUGGGGAGGGUGCUAUUCAAAUGAUCAAUCACCGGCUAUGUGAGAAAAUCAAUCAGUUAAACAACCUGAAGCACCAAGUGGAGAUGAGGAAGCGGCGACUGGAGGAACUGCAGCUUCAGUACAGUACCAAGGCGCAAGAAAUCAGUGACAUCCAAGCACUAGAAGAACGGAACAUAGAAGCAGCCAAGACCUUGCGUACGCUGGAGAACCGCCUGGAAAAGGCCCAUUUCAAGACUGAAGAGGCUGAGCGCAUCACUGGCAUGUACCAGAAGCUGAAAGCACACAUGCAGGAGGAGAGCCUACAUUAUCAGAACAGACUGGAUGCCCUGGAAGCUGAAAUCUUACGCCUGCGCCAUGAACUUAAGGAUCUGGAAAGUGUGAACGCUGAGGCACUGCAUGCUCGUGAUGCAGCAAAGGAGCAGCUUUUGUCUCAAGAGGAAACUAUUUACCGAGAGCGAAAGAUGCGUGAUAAGAAGCUAAAGGACUUGAAGAAGUUGACAGAGGAGAAAAGAGCACAGAAUGAGCGGGCCGAACGGCGGCAGUCUCAAAAGGAACGUGUCCCGUUUGGGACUGAAGAGCUGCUCAGAGAGCCCCAGCCUAGGAAAUCAAGCAUCCUGAAAAGCAGGCAGGCCAUAUUUGCUGCAUCAGAAGCCUUUGACAAGAUCCGAGCUGCGACGGGUGUCACCGAGGCUGAUGAUGUUGUGGCAUGCUUCCUGGCUCAAGAAGAAACCCUCAAGCAGCUGGAGGAAAUGAAGAAUGAGAAUGAAGAAGCCCUGGUGCGGCUUAAAGAAGAGAAGGAUGCACGGCAACGGGAACUAGAGCAUGUCAAGUACUCAGGAGAGGCCCGGAAGCUGGAAGCCCAGAACUUGAUGAAGGAGUUGUAUGAACACUUGAAGAAAGAGGAGAAGAGGCGCGAUGCAACCCAGGAGGAACUUGACAAGGUGAACCGGGUUCUGCUGGAAGCCAAGGCCGGAGUGGAGCAUCUGGCCUCCAAAGUACAGCACAUCAAAGUGGAAGACAGCCGCUUCUCUUCAACCAAGUUGGAUGAGAAGGCUAACGACUAUGUGCUUGACCUCCUGGGCCAAACAGAGGAAAAGCUGCUGUACUUGCUGGAAUUUCUCAAGGAUCGAGAUAAGCAGGAGCUUCUCCGGAGAAUUGAAGAAGUGGAGUUCCAUUCGAAACUUGAGAGGAGGCUGCCAGCCUACAAUACAAGGGUCAAGUUGCCCAUUGCACAGAAACCUGACAUGUACUAUGAUGAGGAAGACAGUGGGGAGGAUGAUGCAGAUGUGGUGACACGAGCAGCCCUGAAGCGUCAGUCCCAGCAGAUUGUAGAGGCUAAGACCAAACGUCGCAAUCGCUACAGGAAGAAGGAAGGGAAACUGUGACUACGUCCUGUGUUGCCCUCCGUCUCCAGAUCCUGCUGUGCUUCGAAGUCCUUGGCUAUUAAAAGUGCCUCCUAGCCACUGGCCUCCUAUAUGAGCCAGUUCCACACUAACUUUCCAUCAAGUUUGCAAACCCCAGGAAAACGAGGAGUAUGACCCCGUGUGGAUCCAUUCCUCGUCCCUGUCCCCAUGCGGGGCAGGCAGGGACCCACAGUGAGCUGCAGCCAGUGCAUAGCUCCUGCUUCCCUGCCUUUCCGCUCCCAGCUAUGUGCGAAGCAUGGGUUCUUCAGUGCAGAAGGGACCCGGUUAUCAUGGAGGGAAGGGAGUGCUCUCUGGCUUCCUUCCAAGUUAACCCAAACUCUCCCUCCCCAAACACACAACUUUAAAUACUGAGUAGAAGGGGGUUGGGACUACCAUGCCCUUAGUUUGACUGGUUCUGCACCACCUACCAUUACUGUACUUAAUAGCCAUAGUAAAGGACCUGUCUUUAUACAUAAGGGGAAGGUCACCGAGUGGUUCGAUGUGGCUCACAGCCAGUCACACUCUCUGGUGCGGUAGAUUCGCUGUGUUUGCUGUGUGUAUGAUGCAAUAAACCCUGUUCAGGCUGAGUUGCCCCCCCACCCCAUGUCUAUGCCUCUGCUGGGAUGGAGUGUGUUGAAUUGGGCUCAACAGUUGGAAAGCAGCAGAUUUGCUUAUUCAUGUGUUACAUUUCUUUAAAAUGUUUUUAUCCCGUCUUUCUCCUUUAAAAAGGACUCAAGGCGACGAUGAUGGCAAGUUGAGUAAGGGGGGCAUUUUUCAUGUGGAUCUGCUGGGUUACGAAUCAAAGGUUAUUCUUGACUAUUUGGUUAAGACAGCAUCCAGUGCUAGAUGAUUAACCCCUGGGGAUCCAGCCUUUCCGCUAUGAUUAGCAAUUCCAAAUCCAGAUUGCACGACUCUCUUUGUUGUAAACCACAUUGCCUGGAUAGCCCUGAAUUAAAGGACCAGUG
Messenger RNA from Pogona vitticeps (central bearded dragon), 2898 nucleotides. It is a transcript of the gene ODAD3, whose product is annotated as outer dynein arm docking complex subunit 3. Gene Ontology annotation, biological process: outer dynein arm assembly; cilium movement. Gene Ontology annotation, cellular component: ciliary basal body; cilium; ciliary tip. The record is from RefSeq and is a predicted model, not a curated record. Lineage: Eukaryota; Metazoa; Chordata; Lepidosauria; Squamata; Agamidae.